This is a messenger RNA of Nicrophorus vespilloides, 908 nucleotides long. RefSeq lists its product as uncharacterized. Bases 186 to 833 code for a protein of 215 amino acids. The record is from RefSeq and is a predicted model, not a curated record. Lineage: Eukaryota; Metazoa; Arthropoda; Insecta; Coleoptera; Silphidae. The transcript has a single exon.
CGUCCACUAAAUGUAUUGAAAUUGAGUUAAAAAGCGCGGGAAAAUCUUUUCAAAUUGACGUGUUGGUGAGUCGAGAUUUGUCGGGUUGGGUCGGUGAAAAUACAGUCUUAUGUCGGUGUCGAGUGUGACGGUGUCGGCCAUGAUAGUAUUUCCGUCGGGCAUUUAAUAUAUUUCCAUUAGAAAUUAUGGAAACUAAAUAUGAUACGACGUCGACGACAAUGGGCGAGACUUGCGAAAUAAUUUAUUCGCAGAAGGGCAAUCACAAGCUAAGGAUUCGCGGUUAUCUGAUGGUGAAGGAGAGGAACCGCAAUGACAUAUUCUACUGGUGCUGUGUAAAGAACAAAUCUAUAAACUGCAAGGGCAGAGUGACUACGAUCUUAAUCAAUCAGCAGCACUAUGUUAAAAAGUUUGUGAACCAUAAUCACGAACCGACAGAGGACGUAAAGUUUCUAAAUAGUAAUAUUAAAAUAGAGGCAGAAACGGAAAAUAAUCAAGAUUCUCUUCGAUUUUCACCCCGAUCCUCUGACGUAACCGGUGAAUCGAUACCUGCGUGUAUGGAGUUAAAAUACGUUCCGCUCUGCACAAUAGAAACCAAAGAAGAUUGUCCCGUAGUCACCGAUGUUGGUGCACCGCAGACACCAAAUUUAUCUACAAACGUUACCUACAUUAAAUCCAUAUGCAACAUCUUGGAGUGCGAGAUGCUGCAAAUGCCCGAGGAUGUAGUAGAAGAGUGCAAGGAUGAAAUUAUGGAGUUGAUUAUGCGAAACCGGAGAAAAGUUAAGGAACGCAAGGAGAUCGACGUUAAGCGAGAUUCCACUGUAUAUUCUACAUAGCAUUAAAAUUUGACCGUCACCUGUAUUUAUUUAUCUUAAAAUAUUGAAAGAAUCUGUAAAAUAUUGUUUGUUCAG